AUGAGCUACGGCCCGACCCGCGGACGCCGCGGAGGCUCCGGCCGCCACGACCCCUACGGCCGCGGCGGCUCCCGCGGCGGCGACUACGAGGAAGAGGUGAUCGAGAUCUCCACCAACCGCCUGUACGUCCACAACCUCUCCUGGCGCGUGUCGUGGCAAGAUCUGAAGGACCACUUCCGGCAAGCCGGAGAGGUGGUCCACACCAAGAUCCUCACCGAGGGCGGCCCCGGCGGCCGGUCCAAGGGCUGCGGCAUCGUCGAGAUGGCCACCAUCGACGAGGCCGCGCGCGCCGUCGAGAUGCUCUCCGACACCAACCUCGACGGCCGUAACAUCCUCAUCCGCGAAGAUCGCGAAGACCGCGCCAACGGCGGCGGCUUCGACCGCCCCGGCCCCGGCGGCCGCGGCGGCAACCCCGCCCGCCCCGACGACAUAUGCAACAAGUGCGGCGGCAGGGGGCACUGGGCCGGGGACUGCCCGUCCCAGGUCAGCGUCGGCAGGGGCCGCGCCGCCCCGCGGUCGCGAGAACCGGAGCGCCGCAAGUUCCGCGACGAUCACGAUCGCCGAGAGAAGCCCAAGCGCGAGAGGAGGGAGCCCGGGCCCGACGACAAGUGCAACCGGUGCGGCGAGACGGGUCACUGGGCCAGGGACUGCCCGCUGCCCCGCGACGAGAACGCGCCGGUUCGCGAGAGGGGCCCCCGCCAGCCCAAGCCGGAUGACGUCUGCAAGAAGUGCGGGCAGACGGGCCACUGGGCCAGGGACUGCCCCUCCGGCGACGGCGCCAAGGCUGCCGACGCGGACGGGGACGCGAACAUGGACGCCAGCGCCCUGGACAACGACCUCGACGCGUACAAGGCUGAGGGUGCCGCCGCCGAUGAGGCUGGCGCCGCCGAGGAGAUGGUGGACGCGUGA
Molecule: messenger RNA, 909 nt
Organism: Micromonas commoda
Lineage: Eukaryota; Viridiplantae; Chlorophyta; Mamiellophyceae; Mamiellales; Mamiellaceae
Product: RNA binding domain-containing protein
Exons: 1
Coding region: 1-909 (302 amino acids)
Cellular component (GO): nucleus; cytoplasm
Molecular function (GO): zinc ion binding; mRNA binding
Source: RefSeq, a predicted model, not a curated record